Molecule: messenger RNA, 345 nt
Organism: Leptopilina heterotoma
Lineage: Eukaryota; Metazoa; Arthropoda; Insecta; Hymenoptera; Figitidae
Exons: 1
Coding region: 1-345 (114 amino acids)
Molecular function (GO): zinc ion binding; nucleic acid binding
Source: RefSeq, a predicted model, not a curated record
AUGCUGGAAAAGUCUGACCUAAACAUAGAGUGCAGACUUUGUCCACAUUUUAGUGGCACAAAAGUGGCGUUGGGCCGCCUGACUGAAGCAGAGAGUGAUUCUCUGCUAAAAGUCGAUAAAAUAAAAAUAGGUUGGAUAAAUGCUGCAGUUAAAAAACACUUAGAAGUGGCAAGAUGCCGAAAGUGUCUCGUUUAUGGACACGUGACACAAAACUGCAAGGGCCCCGACAGAACUAAAAGCUGUCGGAGAUGCGGCUGUGAGGAUCAUAUCGUAAGUAAUUGUUCUGUCAAACAACCUAAGUGUUUGACGUGCUCCGACUUGGCUAAGACAGACAUGUUGCCUUAA